Molecule: messenger RNA, 788 nt
Organism: Sturnus vulgaris (Common starling)
Lineage: Eukaryota; Metazoa; Chordata; Aves; Passeriformes; Sturnidae
Source: RefSeq, a predicted model, not a curated record
GAAGUGCGAGGGUGGGUGCAGAUCCAGGCCCCCAUGAUGUCCAGCAGUACCAAGGAUGUUGUGUGGGAUCCUCUGAAAACAUCUGGAAACACCUGCAGCUGUUCCAACCUCCCCUGGGUCAGAGGUGCAGAUACAUGGUCAGGGCAAGGAUGGAGGAGCAGAACUGAAGGACAUGAACAACCUGGACGAAGGGGUGGAGUUCCUCCCUGCCAUGAACUCCAAGAAGAUGGAGAAGCGCGGCCCAAAGCGACAGGUGGUCGUCACUGUCCUGAUCAUUGUUUUUCUGCUUGUCUCCCUCACCACUGGCCUCCUGUUUUGGCACUUCAAAUAUAGGAGCACACCCAUCCGGAAGGUUUUCAAUGGCCACUUGCGGGUUCUGAACUGGGAAUUCCUGGAUGCCUAUGAGAACUCUAGCUCUCCAGAGUUCAGUAUGCUGGCCAAGAAGGUGAAGAGCACGGUAAGAGGUUUCUUGCCUCCCUCCUUCUGCAAGCAAGGAAUUUUCCUCUUGCCUCAUGGCCAAGGGUAUAUGCCAUGUAAGGUUCCUUGGAGCUUUCCCUGCUCACUCUGACACACUGGCUGGGAGCAGGGACCUUCUUUGGAGCUGCAUCUUGACAUUCCAGCUCCAGCCCAAUGCCAUGGCAUCUCCCUGUGCCAUAGGAGCUGCCAGGGCAUAUCCCAGAGUCACUGUAUGAGUCAGGGCCAGGAUCUAAGGCAGAAGGAUGUCUGAAGGAGGCUGAAGCUGUAGCUGGUCUUACCUCUUCCCUCACACUUGGGGGUUCAACUUCCCC